GAGUGUGUGUGGAGCCUCGUCGGGACGCGCGCAGUGGACCUCCUCCAUCACUUCCACUGCUCCACACAAGCCAGUGGAUUUGAACCUCUGAGCCUUUUUCGUUUGACUUAAUGAAUUAUUGAAUUAUUUGCAGAGUUCUUUUGAAGUAUUUGGAUUUUUUUUGGAAGAGAGAGAGAGAGAGAGAGAGAGAGGGGAAAAAAAGGUUUCAUCUUCUCACUUGUGCAGACAUGCUUCGGUGCACAGCUCUAUUUUUGCUGGUGGUGGCCUUACACGUCCUGAGUGCAGAAGCUUACAAGUGCCGGUGCACCAGAAAAGGACCAAAGAUCCGAUACAAGGAUGUGCAGAAGCUGGAGAUCAAACCCAAAUAUCCUUACUGCCAGGAAAAAAUGAUAUUUGUGACAAUGGAGAACGUGUCCCGCUUCAAGGGUCAGGAGUACUGCCUUCAUCCCAAAUUACAGAGCACCAAGAAUCUGGUCAAGUGGUUCCGCAUCUGGAAAGACAAACACAGGGUAUACGAGGCCUAAAUCACUGGCGAGUCAUCACCACAAGAAAACAAAUAAUAAGACAACAACUACGACACCACUGGGAUUUUUUUUAUUGUUUUUUUUUUUUUUUUACAUUUGGCAAAAAAUCUGCACUACUUCCUCUUCCUCCUCAAGCCAUGAAGAGAUAAUCUCCUGUAUAGCUGACAUUGUUAUAUCAAAAUAGUGGCUUUCUUUUU
This is a messenger RNA of Doryrhamphus excisus (bluestripe pipefish), 721 nucleotides long. RefSeq names its product chemokine (C-X-C motif) ligand 14 (gene cxcl14). Gene Ontology annotation, biological process: immune response. Gene Ontology annotation, molecular function: chemokine activity. The record is from RefSeq and is a predicted model, not a curated record. Lineage: Eukaryota; Metazoa; Chordata; Actinopteri; Syngnathiformes; Syngnathidae. Gene Ontology annotation, cellular component: extracellular region.